Messenger RNA from Candida tropicalis MYA-3404, 4770 nucleotides. It is a transcript of the gene BNI4, whose product is annotated as Bni4p. NCBI's taxonomy places the organism in Eukaryota, Fungi, Ascomycota, Pichiomycetes, Serinales, Debaryomycetaceae. The coding region runs from base 1 to 4770 and encodes 1589 amino acids. Gene Ontology annotation, biological process: actin cytoskeleton organization. The transcript has a single exon. The record is from RefSeq and is a predicted model, not a curated record. Gene Ontology annotation, molecular function: actin binding.
AUGCCUGAUUCAACAUUUGAUGAAUUUUUUGAUAAUGAUUUUUAUUCUGCUCCAACUUCAGAAAUUGGUAAUGAUGUCAAUACGAAAAAUCAUCUUAAGAAUGUUCGUAAUUCAAUUCAAAUCAAACAUUCAAUAUCUACAAAGUCACUAAAAGAUAUCACCACCAAUCCUAAUCCUAGUCAACAAUCAAAUCGUCAAUCAUUUCCUACGAAUAUUAAAGCGAAAAGAACUUCAGCUAUUAAAGCUUCACCUUCUUUAAAAGCAUUGGAAAAUAUUCUCAAUGAAAAGAGUAAACAAUAUAAUUCAACAAGUUCUUAUAAUGUUAAUGCUAUUGUUGAGGAAGAAGAAGAGGAAGAAGAUGACGGGAUAGUUCGUCAACAAACUAAAUUAUCUCCUCCACUUGUGUUCAAGUAUAAUACCGAUGUUGGUCAAUCCGUACAAACAUUUGAAACUGCAACCGAAUCCUUAGAUGAUGAGGAACGACAACAACAAGAAGAAGAAACUGAUAGUAAUCAAGUACCUGAAUCUAUGGAAAGUUCAAUAUUUAGUCAUAAUUAUUUGACUAAGAAAACGAGUAAAGCAUCAUCAACAACAUCAGGUAAUUCGCACAAAUAUAAUAAAUCGUCUAUUUCCACAAUUAGUGAGGCAGGCUAUUCAACUGAUGAGACUCCUAUUGUAUAUCAACCUAUGACGUUCCAAAGCAUCACUCCCCAUAGUCCAGAUUCACCAAUUGUUAAGAUGAUUGAUGUCAAUGAAGAACAACAAUUUGGUGAUAAUGCCAAAGUACACGAAAACGGACAAAACUAUAUAAUUGGUAACUUGGACACUAACUCCAAUAGUAAUAAUAAGAAUAAUAAUAUUUUUGCUAACAAUGGUGUUACUAAUUAUAAUACAACAUCUCAAAAAAUAUCAACAAAUUAUCAACAACAAGAACAACAAGAGGCAAGCAAGUCUGUUGAUUACUUAUCUUGUAUUGAUUCUCAUUUUAAUUAUCAACCUCAAUCUCAACAACAACAACAACAAGAACAACCAGACGAUCAAGACGCAGAAGAAAUGGUACAAAAAAAUUCUCAUUCCUUACAGCCACCGAGACACAUAAAAUUACCUUCAUCAAAUAAAUCAUUUUUAACAAAUUCAUCUUCCUCUACCAUAUCUUCUUCAACUACAACUUCCACCACCAUCGCCACCACUAACAACAAGGCCACCACUGGUACAAGCAUUCAAUCGAAUAAUCCAUUCUAUCAACCUCAUUCGAACAACAAUCAUUAUUCGCAUCAUCAAGUUCAAAAACAGAAUUUUUCAUCCGCCAAUCCAAACGUGCCGGCACCACCACCACCACCACCUCCUCCUCCUCCUCCAAUUUUACAGCAACAACCUUAUCCUGGAACUGCUUCUACUACUAGUAAUACUUCUAAUUCUGUUCAUCGUACCAUUAGUAAUUUAUCAUCAUCAAACAUGUCGAUUGAAUCCAAUAAUUCAUCCCUUAAUAAGAACAAUAGCAAUUCUGAACAUACUACCCGCCCUAAAAUUGUUCGUAAAUCAAAAAGCAUGUUGGAAGUGUUGUCAAAUUCGGAAUCCCUUGAAAAUAUUCAAAAGUCAACUUCCCCUUUACCAGAGACUCCAAAACAAUAUUUCGCUGGUAUCACUACCACGGGUCCUGGCUCUACUGCAUCUUCCCCUAAAAAAUCCCCUCAUUUAAGAUCAAAUUCUGCAUUUUCCUUAAAUUUCAUUUCAAAAGAAACCACUAGCAAUACCAACACUAUGGAUCCUCCUAGACAUUUACAACAUAAGAGAAGUAGUACCAUGAGUGACUUGAGUAGGUUAAAUCAUACACAGCCGUCACAUCCGCAACAACAGCAAUCACAAUCACAACCACAACCACAACCACAACAACAAUCGACUGCUGCUAGUGUUCAAUCGUCUACAUUUACAAACAAUACUCUGACAUCAUCUACUGCAACCAAUGAAAAGAAAAAGUUUAGCUUUAAAUCAUUAUUCAAAUCAAGGUCAAAAAAUCAUUCUUUGAAUUCAGCACUGGAACCAAAGAAAUUGACUUCAAAGUCAUAUUCUACUCCAAACAUGCAGACAUUGUCCGAACAACCUAAGAAAGUUGAACAAAAACAACAGCAAGACGAUCAUCAAAGACCACAAAUGAAAACUACCAAUUCAUUCAUGAAUAGAUUUAUGAAGACAAAAUCAUCAGAAAAUCUUAGUAAAAUGGGAGCAUUACAAGAACCUAAAAAAACCCUUGAAGCAAAUAAACCCGUGGAUCAGCAUACCAAAAAAGAACCUGCCGUGGCAAGUAAUUCUACUGUUUCGUCAAAUUCUGCUCCUACUACCAAUGAAAAUUUUAAAAAUAAAAACUCUGCAAAGGAAACUACUACUAAUACUACUACCUCAACAACGAAUAAAUCUAAACUGGACGCUAUGGCACCUCCUACCCAAUCAUUAGCAAGACCAGGAAGUGUUAAUUUCAUUAGAGAAAUUAGCGAGGAUAGUGUAUUUGUUGGUAAGCAUAAUAUUGAAGUUCAUGAUGAUAUAGAAGAUGAACAUUCUGGGGAUGAUGAUCGUGAGUCAUUUGAAUCGGGAGAAGAUAAUUAUGAUCAAUUAUCUUAUUCAAGGUCAGUUCCUGAAGAUGAGGAUUUUGAUUAUUAUGAUGCAAAGAAUAUAUCAGAUAACCCACCACAGAAAUUGAAUAAAGGAAAUCAAUAUGGAGAAGAAAUUGCUUUAUUACCUCCAUUAUUAGAUUCUAACCAAUUUGGGUCCCCAUUUAAAGUUAAUUAUCAAAAUUCUCCACAAUCUUCAUCAAAAGGUGGUGAAACUCAAGGACAAAACUUGGAUGAUAGUCCACUUCUGAAAAAGAAAUUGCAGUCUCCAUCAAUGCCAAUUAAACCACCACAUUCACAAAAUCCUCUGGCUAAUAGAGGUCUUGAUCAUAAUCACCAUCAUAAUAGCAACAAUAGUAAUCAAUUAUUAGGGGAAGCAUUAUUUCCUAAAUCGUUGAAUGCUCAUGAAGUUGAAAGUAUUGUUUCAUUAGAAAGAUCAAGAUCAAUGAAGUCUGUUAAAUCCAAUAAACGUAAUUCAUUUGUUAAUUAUGAUGGUAGUGAUGAUAAUAUUGUUCAUUAUGUUGGGCCAACUUCACAGCCAAAUUCUAAUAGUGGUAUGACAAGAUCCAAUUCAAUUUUAAAGAAUUCUACCAGCAGAAGAAGUAAUUUGAAUGAAGAAUUGAAUAUGAAUUCGAUUGAUGCUAAUAUUUCUCAAUAUGCAGAAGAAUUGAACCAUAGUAACCAUAAUCUUAAUACUAGUUUAAUCCUUGAUGAUGAUUUAAUGGAAUUUAGUCAAUUUAUUGAUGUUGAUAAUUUGAAUUUUGUUGAUUCUCCUUUACUUCCAGGGACUCCCAAAAGAAGUGAUGGUCAAGUUGGCAUUCCACCACCAUCUCCACUUGAUCUUAAAUCUUUUGAUAAACUGAUGCCUCAUCCAUCGUCUGUUCAAGAACAACAACAAGUACAACAGCAAAAAAAAUCUCCAGUUAUUAUUGUUGACAAAUCAGAAGUUGAAGAACCAAAGAUUAAUAAGAAUGCCCAAAUUAGUAUCGAUUCAAGAACUCCACCAUCUUCAUCAUCUCCACUUUCUAUGGAACAUGUUGAAUCACCUAAAACUAGUGUUGAAGGAAAUGAACAAGCUCAUGAAAAGGAAGUUGUUGUUAUCGAUUUGACUAAUGAUAGCUCUGGUGUUGGUAACAGUAUCACUACUCCAGAACCUAAGAAUGAAACUGAUGAUGAAGAUGAAGAUGGAAUGGGUAGUGAUGCUGCUACUGAAAUUAUUAAGAGUUCACCAAUUUUACAGAGUGCAUAUAUGGCAAGAAGAUCACAGGAUUAUGAAGAAGAUGGUGAUGGAUCAACAACCAAACCUAAAGUUCGUCCAAUUUCCAUGUCUUUUAAAGGUAUGAAUGCACCUUCAUUUUCUGGUAAGUUUAAGAGUCAAGAUUUAAGAAGUAGUGAUUCUCAUCAAUCUUUUAAUAUUAAUUUCAAUGAUGAUUCUUCAAGUUCAGUUGGUGGAGGAUUUGGAACGACGACCGAUGAUGAAGAUUAUGAAAGUGAAGAUCUUGAUGAUUCUUCAAAUGUAUCUUCGAAGAGAGAUGGAUCAAUUAAUCAAGGAAUUGGCGGUAGAAAAAUAUCACCAUUGAUUCCUCCACAAACUAAUAUGAUUAAUAAACAUUCACCGUUAGUUCCUCCAUCUGCUGGACCUAAUCCAGCAGCAGUUCAAUCACCAACAACUUCAGUUAAAUCUUCAGUCUUUUCACCAAGACAAUCACAUAAGAAAUCAUCAGCAUCACCAACUGAAUCAAAUCAUCCACAACAGGGAAUUCCCCAACCACCGGCACCACCAAGGAAGUUUUCUCACAAUAAGAUUCCUUCUAUAUCAGAUCAAUCAUCAGUUGCAUCUGGUUCCCCAAGAUCAUUUACAUCAAUGAUUAGUAAGAAAUGGGGUAAUAAUAAAAAAUCAUCACCUGCAUCAAGUCCAAGAGCUGCUCCAUUAACACAUCGUCCGCCACAAGUUAUCAAUAAAAUUUCUAAUGGUGUUCGAUUCAGUUCAAGAAUUAUCUUGUAUGAUACAUAUAAUGAGGAUGAAUAUGAUAGACAUCCAGAUACAGCUACAUGUAAUCAAUUGACUCCAUUAUUAGCACAACAAAUUAAAGAAGAAUUGAAUACAUUUAAAAGUGAAAUGAAUAUUCAUGUUGAGUCAAGAUGUUAUACACAUUUCUUUUAG